Molecule: messenger RNA, 3447 nt
Organism: Trichoderma asperellum CBS 433.97
Lineage: Eukaryota; Fungi; Ascomycota; Sordariomycetes; Hypocreales; Hypocreaceae
Biological process (GO): DNA repair
Cellular component (GO): nucleus
Molecular function (GO): ATP binding; ATP-dependent chromatin remodeler activity
Source: RefSeq, a predicted model, not a curated record
AUGGCCACAAACGGAGGACCUUCGCAGCCCCCUGAUCCCGGUCCAAAUAUUGCGCCGUCAUGGAACCUUGAUGCCUAUCCUUUGUUGAAUAUUCCAUUUCAAGACUUCAGCAGCUCGCAAAUCACAGAUAAUGGGCCGGGUCAGCCCGUAAUGCCGUGGCAACAGCUCCCCGUAGAUGAACCAGGACCCGAAUCUACUUCUUUCACGGCGCUGCUCAACAGCCCCUUUGAUUCAUUGACAACGAGCCCAGCCCCUACAGCGGAUACACCAAUGGCUGAGAUGCCGGUCGCUCAAACUGCUGUACAGAAUGGCGGCCACAUCCCGGCUUCACAAUACGGAAUUGCCACUGGAUAUCAUUCCCAAGCUGCUCAUGGCGUCUUGAUACGGCCGAAACCCGCACCCAUUAUCCCUCAGGCCGAUUCAGAUGAUCGAGAUGACGAGCCCAUUCCCAUUCCCAAGCGCAAGCGAGUGCAGCGUGAAGGACCACCUCGGCUUCCGCCUUUCUUGAGAGAAAUGCAGGCUGAUGCGAGGAAAAGACAAGCCGAGCUUUUGGCUGCACAGGCUCGGGCUGCUAACCCUCAGUCUACUGUUGACUUGACAAAUGUUAACGACGAUGCUUCUCCGCCCGCGCCAGUUGAUCCCAAAGAAGAAGAAAUUUGUUAUGGCAUGAUCAAAACCCGCGCAAACUGCACCCGAGUUCCAUCUCCAAAGCCUGGCGUACAGAGCAUGUGGGGCGCUAAUUAUCAACCCAGCAUCAAGGUUGUCCUCAAGAAGAUCGUCAACGACCGGAGUUCGAAAAUUCCUAUUAUUGAUCACACAAGAGAAGUAAUAGGCUUCGUCGAUGCUUCUUCUGCCAAUGCCCUAGGGCCUCUAUUGGAUUUGAACCUUCGUGUCAGGACCGACGCCCGUAUUCCUCCACAACCUAUUGCCCCUGGGCAAGAACCUGGCCAGCCCGUGUCACGUUCUUAUAUUCUCGACAUCGUCUUGUAUGGGCCUUUCAAAUACGCCAGGAAUGUUGGCGCUUUUAUGACACGGUUCAAUAUUACUCUUCAGCAGCCCUAUAUCGUCCAGAGUGGCAUCAAGUUGAUAAACCCGCACCACCCAGAGCACUUGCAGUCCCUGAAGAGACCACCCAAGGCAAACACUAAUCGUGAUCUUGGUCGUUCUGGCACUGUCACUAAUUUCACCCCAAGAACUGUCGAAGAAGUUCGCUCCGAGGUCAUGGGAGUGUUCGAUUCUCUUACUAGGAGUGACGAGUUACCCACCAUGGACCCCCCGGCAUCCAUCUUAACCCCCUUGCUCACUCACCAAAGACAGGGUCUUUACUUCAUGAUGGCCAGAGAAAGGCCACGUGAACUACAGCUACAGGAGAAGGCCAUGGUAUCCUUUUGGCGGACAAAAUCCAACAUGAAUGGGCAUAAGGUGUUUCAUAAUGUCAUCACUGGCGAAAACCAGGUUGCCGCCCCCUCGGAUACUCGUGGUGGUAUACUUGCUGAUAUGAUGGGCCUUGGUAAAACGCUUAGCAUCCUGUCGCUCAUUUCAAGCACAGUCGAGGAAGCCCGGCAAUUUCAGCAUCUAUCACCAGAGCAGCCGUCCGCCCCGGAAACUAAGCCGACAAAGGGCGAUAUGGAUGCCUCACAGGCGCCGUUGGGCCUUACGCCGGUGGUCCGAAAUACCAAGGCCACCUUAAUUAUAUGCCCCCUCAGCACCAUUACUAACUGGGAUGAGCAAAUCAAGCAGCACAUAGCUCCCGGUGAGCUUUCUUAUCAUAUUUACCAUGGACCCAAUCGUAUCAAGGAUAUAGCGCGGCUCGCCUCAUACGACAUCGUUCUCACAACCUAUGGAUCUGUCUCAAACGAGCUCAGCGCUCGUCGCAAAGCAAAGAGUGGCACUUAUCCGCUUGAGGAGCUUGGAUGGUUUCGCAUUGUUCUAGACGAGGCACACAUGAUUCGCGAGCAGUCUACCAUGCAAUUCAAGGCCAUCGUUCGACUUCAAGCCCAGCGGCGAUGGGCCGUAACCGGAACUCCCGUUCAAAACCGACUGGAUGAUUUUGCGGCUCUCUUGUCGUUUCUUCGCUUGGAGCCUUUUCAUCACAGAGCGAAAUUUGUACGCCACAUUGUGGAGCCAUUCAAAGCCUGCAAUCCUGAAAUUGUUCCCAAGCUCCGUAUUCUCGUCGAUACCAUCACUCUUCGCCGACUAAAAGACAAGAUCGAUUUGCCCUCUCGAGAGGACCUCAUUGUCAAACUUAAUUUCAGCCCAGAAGAGCGAAGCGUAUACGAUCUCUUCUCACGGAAUGCGCAGGACAGGGUCAAAGUCUUGGCCGGAAAUCUCACUUCUGGGGCUCUUGGCGGGAAUACCUAUAUUCAUAUUCUAAAAGCGAUUCUUCGCCUCCGCCUGCUUUGUGCACACGGCAAGGAUCUGCUUAAUGAAGACGACCUGGCAACCCUGCGAGGUAUGUCAGCGGAGAUGGCAAUCGACAUUGACGAAGACGACGAUAAGGUGGAUGGUCUUUUACUUUCCCACCAGAAAGCACAUGAAAUGUUUACGUUGAUGCAAGACACCAACAACGACACGUGCAUCCAGUGCAACAAAAAGAUCUCCUCUCAAGAGACACAGACGAUAGACGCUGAGAAUGAAAACGAUACCCUGGGAUACAUGACGUCUUGCUUUCAUGUUGUUUGUCGAUCAUGCAUAAAAGCCUUUAAGCAGCGAUCUAGGGCUGCUUAUGCACCUGGCCAAACGUUCGCCCCUUGCAUCGUUUGUAACGCUCAAGUCCCGUUUGGGUUCGUUGAUAUUUGCAGAUCAGACGUGGAGGGUGAACAUGAAGGUACUUUAAAACCUAAGAAUAAUAAAGCCAAGCAAAACGGAAAAGCACUCGAUAGAUAUGACGGACCCCAUACCAAAACAAAAGCUCUCCUCGAAGAUCUUCUUAAAUCCAGAGCUGCAAGCGAAGCUAACCCCCACGAACCACCCUUCAAGUCUGUUGUCUUUUCCGGUUGGACCUCACACUUGGAUCUGAUCGAGCUGGCGCUCAAAGAGGCCAAUAUCUCGUUUACAAGAUUGGAUGGUAGCAUGACUCGGCAAGCACGCACAGCGGCCAUGGACAGCUUCCGCGAAGACAACAGCAUCCAUGUCAUACUUGUCUCCAUCAUGGCUGGUGGCCUGGGUCUGAAUUUGACCGCUGCCAACAACGUGUACGUGAUGGAGCCGCAAUAUAACCCGGCAGCCGAGGCACAGGCAGUCGAUCGUGUACACCGCCUUGGCCAGAAACGACCUGUGCGCACCAUCCGAUACAUUAUGCGCAACAGCUUCGAAGAAAAGAUGCUUGAGCUGCAGGAGAAGAAGGUGAAGCUAGCCAGCCUCAGCAUGGAUGGCCAGAAUAAGGCGCUAGACAAAGCAGAGGCUGCGAGACAGAAGCUCAUGGAUCUUCGCAGUCUUUUUAAAUGA